This is a messenger RNA of Micromonas pusilla CCMP1545, 689 nucleotides long. RefSeq lists its product as uncharacterized. The transcript is spliced from 2 exons. The record is from RefSeq and is a predicted model, not a curated record. The coding region runs from base 1 to 549 and encodes 182 amino acids. NCBI's taxonomy places the organism in Eukaryota, Viridiplantae, Chlorophyta, Mamiellophyceae, Mamiellales, Mamiellaceae.
AUGCUGUCCACGCUCGCGAAGGUCGCGUCCCUCAGCGUCGGCCCGUUCGCUUCCACGCCCCCGCCCUCCCCACCUCGCGGCCGCGGCGCGUCGCGCGCGUCGAUCGCGUCGCGCGCGAUGGCGAGCGAAAACGACGCGAGCGCCUCCGACGCGAUGAAGAAGAAGAAAACCAAUGAUGUCGUCAACCCGCACGACACGAUCCGAUGCUUGAACGACCAAGGGCGCGAGGUCGAGCUCGCGACGACGGAGACGCUCGCGUCGCUGACGGACGCGCUCUUGGUGGACGUGCGAUCGCCGCCGGAGAUCGAGGAGCGCGAUAUGGCAACCCCGGACGCGCUGAACGUGUGGUGGAACAAGCAGGAAGGGGGGUUCCAUCACCCAGAGCUGCUGGAAGGCGUGCCUAAAGAUCGACCGAUCGUGACCAACUGCGGGAGCGGCGGCAGAGCGGGGCUCGCGAAGAAGUAUCUGGAGGAGGAGAUGGGAUUCACGCGCGUGUACAACGGCGGCGGGCCGGAGCGCGUCCGCGACGCGGUCGCGAAGAAGCCGUGAUGAGCGACGACGACGACGACGACGACGACGACGGUUGGAAAAACAGAAACGCCGGGUUGGGGGUGCCGAGCGGAUCGACGCGUCGAUCGCGAUCGCCGUUCAAAGAUAAAGAUCUGCGUUGAAAGAUCACGGUCAGUAUU